Opisthorchis viverrini is the source of this 3906-nucleotide messenger RNA. RefSeq lists its product as hypothetical. Bases 783 to 3812 code for a protein of 1009 amino acids. Gene Ontology annotation, cellular component: membrane; BBSome. The record is from RefSeq and is a predicted model, not a curated record. NCBI's taxonomy places the organism in Eukaryota, Metazoa, Platyhelminthes, Trematoda, Opisthorchiida, Opisthorchiidae. Gene Ontology annotation, biological process: cilium assembly. The transcript is spliced from 2 exons.
CCCACGUACCUGUCAGUUGAACCGAGCCUAGAAUAUUGCUGAGGAUGAUGAAAAUCCAAUUGGGUAGCUUUUCGGCUGAGUCGGUCUCCACUAGCUGAGAACGUUGUGCGAAUGGCCGUGGUUGAGAGGAAGUAAACAGAUACAGAGCGCAUGAGAAAAUGUCACAUUUCAAGAAUGCUGAUGAAAAAUGUGGAAUGAAAAAUGCCGUGUGUGUAGGGAGUUCUGAAUACGACUGGAAAACGGCUUUGGAAAACAAUGAUGUGUGGGAAUUCGCGCGCAAAAUGGAAGGCAUUCGUUAUUCUGCAGACAGUUUUGUUAACCAGAUGUGCUACUACAUGUAAUGGACUUUUUGAAGUGGAAACGUAUGCCAGGCAGAGAAAAUGUUAGUGGUAAAUGUCAGAAACGUUAUACUGUUUUUUUAUUUUCCUCAUGCCAAUGCAGCCCAGGGCACCCUAGAGGCUGACUCGCUACUCGCUGGUAACGAGUGCAGUCUGCACAAUUUGUGUUCAGUCCUUUCUAUAAGGUGAUGUAAGUCGUGAGAUAUUUUAUCGAGUCACCGAACCGACGAGUCUGUCAAAGGAGCCAAGAGCUGUAAGAGAGAGUAAAAAUAGACCCACACAGUGAUCAGCAACACAGACAGUUUAGUUAGGACACAGUGUACUUUCAAGUGCAGUAUGUAUUUUGAUCAGUAACCGUUUAUUUCAGCCCGUGAAUUUCUUUUGAAGUCGCACAUUUUGUUGAAUGUCAACGUUGCUGGUCAGCAGUGGCAAGCAUUAGUUAUCAUGUCCAUAUUUAGGACGAGAGAUGCUUGGACAACGAAUGUCAGUUCUCAAGCUGAUGUCAGUUCCAUCCAUGUUGGCAACCUCAUUGCCCAGAACCCCCUUUCGUGCCAAAUAAUUCACGCUUCAUAUGAAGGGACCAUUACAAUUUACUUUCCUGAUGAUGUAUACUGUCGGCUGCCUGCUGCGGAUAAAGUCGUCAGCGAACCACCUCGCCUUGUACAUAAAUGUGGAGAGCCCAUUCUUUCAGUUCUUACUGGAAAAUUCAGUUCGGAGAACCCUCAGCGUACUUUUCUAGCUGUUCUUCACCCAUCAAAACUCGGUGUUUACAGCAUUUGUGCUGAGAAAAUCUCUGUUGGUUGCACGGAGGGAUUCCUUGAUGCUUGGAAGAUGGAUUUAUUGUUCGAUGUUUCCUUUCCUUUGGCUGUGUUUAACAUGUGUUGUGGUAUAUUGUGUGAGGAACAAUCGUACGAGAGCAUCUGUGUUCAGUCACUUGGUUCGGUUAUUCAUAUAUACAGUGGAACAACUUUGGUGACUUCAAAAAGGAUACCAGACACAUUGUUUCCUGGUCCACUGACUUAUUCCAAUUGUCACCGUUCCAUUAUUACCACAACUUCUUCCGGAGUCAUUUCCUGUUAUGAAGUCAGAGACAUACUAGAUCAAAGUGCGUCCUACUCCGAAUACAAGCACAGCUUUCGGGAAGUCUCAAAAACAAAUCCACCUUGUGAUUUUGCGGUGGCAGUUGCCAGCUGGAUUUUCCCUGUUGGUGAGCCGGUUUUUCAAAUGGAUGUGAUUGAAACCAAUUACAAACAAUCAGAUUGUGAAGCCUUUGUUGUCGCCGUCUGCAGAAGCAGCAUUUUCCUAUUAUCGGGAGCCGGAAAACUGCUUGGCGUCAGACGUCUUCAAAUGACGCCGAGUCUUCUAUGUCCAAUCGGAUUAUCCCAUGUACAUCGAAGAGAAACUGGAAAUCACUCAGUCUUCCUGCAACCGAGAUUUUGCGUUGCAACCGAGGAGCAAUAUUUGCUGGUUUUUCGGGGUCUACAAUUGACAUGGUUGGCUAAAUUGCCAUGGAAUCCUGUCAGCAUAACCAUGCCCUCGACCGCAUACAUCGGUACCCGCGACGAAUUGCCAGUUAUUGGCAAAAACUCAGUACCCGGUCUUAUUGCCUUAUUGGGACCACAGGGUCAGCUUUCCCUCUCUUAUCUAGGUACAUCUCCUCCAAGAGAAAUGGGGUUGACAGGAGUAUGUGGCAAUGAAAGUGAGAUGAAAAGGACCUUUGUGACUGAAGACGUGGAAAAACAAGAAGAGUUGCUUAAUUCCGAGUUGGAGGCAUUAAAAAGAAGAAUACAAAGCUUGUCUGAAGAUAAAAGUGGUUUUCCUGCGCAUAUGGGAAGAAUGAAAGGUCACAACACAAGGUCUCACGUCCGGAUACAAGCAUCUGUGUCGUUAAGUCAAACGACAUUAGACAUAAAUACCAACCCUUCUUGUUCUCUUGACAUCUGUGUCGCGUUUAGAAUGAAAUCUGAAUUGUCUUCAAGUGAUCCCAUGUUUCUGAGCAUUCACUCUUGUCCGCCCAUUGUGGUUGUUCCAAAUUAUCUAACCCUGCCUGCAGCCACCGAACGUUGGACAGAAACCGGGCGAAGAAAUGCAGAUAGCAGGUACGAGUUUCAACACACCUGUCGGUUGUCGGUCGUGGUUGAUUCACAUCACCCACUUGCCUGUCUAACACCGCAAGACCUUGGCAUUCAUCUGGUCUUAGCUUACUCUGUUACACGAACUGCUUCUGACUGCAUCAGUAGUCAACAGGAAUUUGAAGAGUGCUUCGUUAAACUCCCGUUAGAUUUUGUACUUCAUGGAAAGCCUUGUGAGAAGGCAGACGUCGCUGGUUUACAUCAGCUGAAAUUCACAAUCUCGCAAGCAAUAUAUCCAUUGAACUGGGCGACGGUUUUACCUGCAUUUCGCUUGAAAGAGUAUACAGGUUCAAGCUUUUGUUUGUGGCUGCCCACGUUAUCCAAUACCGGAAGAAACGGCGCACUCAGAUCUGGCGGGCGACGGCUGUACGUGACUCUCAACUGCUCAAAACGUCGACUGAAACUACAGUCGUCUUCAGAAGACAUGCUAUGGCCGGUUCUCAGUGAGAUUUACUCAAGUUUAGCGAGUCUUUCGCGAAGUAUGUCCAAGUUUGGUGAGAGACCGCUGUUGCUCGUAAACACAAGUCAUCGUAAAAAUGAAACUCAACAAUCUUUUGCGUUUACGCCGGUUCUGCCGGAAAGCAUGUUUCAGUUAACUUCUCUCUUUGACUGCCUCUUCAGAAAACUGCAUCAACACUUGGAUUCCAGAAUCCAAAUUGCUACAACAGCGGCUAGAAAUACCAUCCAGAGCCGUCACCUUCGAACGGUGCAGACUCACAUUAUGGGCAGAAUCAAAGAAAGCAUUCCAAAGAGGUUGAACGGGUUUGGAUUGCUUCUGGAAGAAAGCAUAUGCAAGCUUAUAGAAGGUUGUGACGAAGCUACAGUUGCAUCCGAAAACCAAAUGCUUCAUGGCGCUUCGGUGGUCUCGUUGAUUACACUCUUGGGCUUCCUCAGCGCCACCUGCAUCGUCGGAUCUAGAGUCAGUAACCGAAUACUAGAGGCUUCCAGAAUGCUUCGGCCUAUCCAUCUGCUAACUGCCGUCGAAUCGACCGAACUUGUAGAGGUUUACAGAGGUUACGCAACCAUACCCGAAGAAAGUCAACCGAAUUGUAAUGGGGAUUCCCCAAAGGCACAGUUUACCGGUCUGGAAGAGUGCUUAAGCACAACCAUAUCCGAAAUUUUGCUCAGAGUAGGAGAUGAGAAUGAGAGUUGGAAGGAAAGCGCAUCAAAACAGUUAGCUCACUCUGUUAUUCCGGAUGUAAGUUGGAUUAUUGAAAACUUUCUAACUUUGUGCUGCAAGCUUGCAGGAUGCGGUUCUGUGAGACUUCAAGGACCACAGAAAUUACCGGAAGCAGAAGCAAGUCCAGAAAGUGAUAAAGAUGAUCAGGUAACAGAAUCGUGACCUUCCUUUACCUCAGGUUUCGAGCUAUUUUUUGUUGAUUCCUACAUUGUACGCGUAUUUGAACCAUUUUAUAAAUUAUAAUUUAUUGAGAAGA